Molecule: messenger RNA, 10930 nt
Organism: Aedes aegypti (yellow fever mosquito)
Lineage: Eukaryota; Metazoa; Arthropoda; Insecta; Diptera; Culicidae
Product: ankyrin-2
Exons: 17
Coding region: 1413-8726 (2437 amino acids)
Biological process (GO): signal transduction
Molecular function (GO): protein binding
Source: RefSeq, a predicted model, not a curated record
GGGCCAUUCAUUCGCCAGUCUUCGGAAAGAGCUUGCUUGCGUCGGUCGCUUCUCUCAAACGGAACGGGAAAACGUCACAACAAUCCUCUUGUGUUUGGGUGUUGCAAGAGAAAAAAAAAAAUAAAAGGCAUAAAAAGCAGAGCGCAGAGUGAAAAGAAAGCCAAAAUUUUGUGCGGAAAAAGUGAAACUGAAGCAGGGCGGCGUUUUAUUUGCGGAAAAGUCGGUGUGUUUUUUGGAAGCGGUUUCCGUCGGUGACCCGUGACCAGAGUUUUCAGUGAUGCGUUUCGGUGGCCACUGGAAGAAAGAGUGACUAGUUUUUUUUUCUGUUCGGGGAGAACCAGCUCUUAGUGGGCCCCGUUUGGUGAUCAAUCUUGUUUGUGUGCGGUGUGGAGAAAAUCAAUUCGGAGUGGCCGUACAGUUUUUUCGGAUUACCAACGUCGUAGAACCCAUCCGUCUAUCUUCAUCGAUUGAAGGUUGUUGGAAGUGGAUUUUCCAAAGGAAUCGAAGACCGUGUACUUUUCGGAGGCUAAUUUUGGCCGUCAUUCAGAAGCGAGAAGAAAAAAAGCGAGAAUAAUCAACGCAGUGAAAAAUUAGUCGUAUAAACCUGAGAAAUCAGCAGGAAAAGAGUGAAAAUCAGAGAAACAUAAGAAGCAUAGAAAGAAAAAUAAGCAUCAACUGCAGAAUAGUACGUAGAAGUGUUAGUACGCAAUCAUAGUGUUACGAGUUGAGAACUGAAACGAAAGGGGAGCGGAAGCGUGUGCCGCCAGGUGUGUUUGCGGUGGAGUAAACAAAAAAAAAGCAAGAAGCAUCCAAAACAUACCAUUUGGGAAGUCGUCGAAGCGUAUCUCGCAUACUAGCGGAGACGAUCAGUUAGUUUGAACCACGCGCCCCCUGAGAAGAGAGGUGCCCAGAAGAAGUGAUAUAGUGCAGAAGGGGACCUGAAGAAGAGCACCCGAAACAUACAUCUAGGUGUGUAGCUCCCCCCCAGUCGACGAUAGAACCCAAAAGUUCGAUUUUUUCGAUUCUUUGUGGCUGGCAUUUCCUGUUAUUUUCCCCCUUGGUCAGAAUCGAGUAUUGCGUGCACUAUACCUAGUGGAAUCAAUCGCGGUUCGACCUUAUAGCACAUGGAUGUGGUGGAGUGAGAAGAAUUUCAGAAAAUAGAAUAGUUUUAAGUGUGUUCCUCUGCCCGGUGAAUCGCAUUCGCGGUGGUUCCAAAUCGACGCGACUGCAGAGGUUGAGAAAAAUCGAUAAUCUUCCCGUUGUUCGGAGCGUUCGGUGCGGAAUAUCCAACGCCCAGAGUGACGAAGGUUGAAUUGUUCAUGUGAAAGUGACGCAAUAGUGAAGUAAGAAAUCUAUCCCUAGAAUUUGAUUUAAUCGUGUCUGGUUGAGUUCAAGAAGAAAACAAAGCAACAAUGGCCUUGGAGGAGACCCAGAACGGGACGGUAGUCCAACAGAAGGAAGGUGCUCAGAAGCAGACGCCGCAGAUGCAACCUUCCUCGUCCAGCGAGAAGCUGAAUGCCUUGGCCAAUGGGACCAACGAAAAAGCACGCAACAACAACAAACAGAACGACACAAACACAGCUUUCCUCAGGGCAGCCCGGGCCGGAGAUCUACAGAAACUGAUAGAGUACCUCGAGACCGGACAGGUCACAGACAUAAACACAUGCAAUGCGAACGGUCUAAACGCCCUGCACCUCGCCGCCAAGGAUGGCCACUUCGAAAUAGUCCAGGAGCUGCUGAAACGCGGAGCCAACGUAGACAACGCAACCAAAAAGGGCAACACGGCGCUUCACAUAGCCUCGUUGGCCGGUCAGAAAGAAAUCAUCCAGCUGCUGCUCCAGUACAACGCCUCCGUCAAUGUGCAAUCCCAAAACGGCUUCACGCCCCUCUACAUGGCCGCCCAGGAGAACCACGACGAAUGCGUUAACCUGCUGCUGGCAAAGGGAGCGAAUCCGGCCCUGGCUACGGAGGACGGAUUCACACCUCUGGCCGUAGCGAUGCAGCAAGGUCACGAUAAAGUCGUGGCGGUUUUACUCGAGAGUGACACCCGGGGAAAGGUGCGGUUACCGGCUCUCCACAUAGCGGCCAAGAAGGACGACGUCAAAGCGGCGACUCUUUUGCUCGAGAAUGAACACAAUCCCGACGUGUCGUCCAAGAGCGGUUUCACGCCACUGCACAUAGCCGCCCACUAUGGGAAUGUCAAUGUCGCCCAGCUGUUGAUCGAGAAGGGUGCCGAUGUUAAUUUCACCGCCAAGCACAACAUCACCCCCCUGCACGUGGCCUGCAAGUGGGGCAAGCUGAAUAUGGUGUCGAUGCUGAUCAAGAACUCGGCCCGGAUCGACGCCGUAACUCGGGAUGGCCUCACACCGUUGCAUUGUGCAGCCCGAUCCGGACACGAUCAGGUCAUCGAUCUGCUACUGGAGCACAAUGCCGACAUCAUUGCCAAGACCAAGAACGGCCUCGCUCCGUUGCACAUGGCAGCACAAGGCGAGCACGUGAGUGCCGCCAAAAUUCUUCUGGUCCACAAAUCUCCGGUAGACGACAUCACCAUAGAUUACCUAACGGCGCUACACGUGGCCGCUCACUGUGGCCACGUCAAAGUGGCCAAACUGCUACUGGAUCGGAACGCCGACCCGAAUGCCCGAGCCCUCAACGGCUUCACACCGUUGCACAUUGCGUGCAAAAAGAAUCGCAUCAAGGUCGUGGAAUUGCUGCUGAAACACGGUGCUACCAUCAGUGCUACCACGGAGAGUGGCCUGACGCCGCUGCAUGUGGCCAGUUUUAUGGGCUGCAUGAACAUUGUGAUCUACCUGCUGCAGCACGACGCUAGUCCCGAUAUACCGACGGUGCGCGGGGAAACCCCACUGCAUUUGGCCGCCCGGGCCAAGCAAGCCGACAUCAUACGGAUUCUGCUGCGGAAUGGGGCGUAUGUGAAUGCGCAGGCACGGGAGGAUCAGACGCCGCUGCACGUUGCCUCGAGAAUCGGCAACGUCGACAUCGUGAUGCUACUGCUCCAGCACGGUGCCAAAAUCGACGCCACCACCAAGGACAACUACACCCCGCUGCACAUCGCUGCCAAAGAGGGCCAGGACGACGUGGCGGCAGUCCUGCUGGACAACAAAGCCAACAUGGAAGCUGUCACCAAGAAGGGCUUCACCCCGCUUCACCUGGCGGCCAAAUACGGCAACCUGGAGUGCGCACAGUUGCUACUUGACCGCGGUGCACAAGUAGACGUCCAGGGCAAGAACGGCGUCACCCCGCUGCACGUUGCUAGUCACUACGAUCACCAGAAGGUAGCGCUUCUGCUGCUGGAGAAAGGUGCUUCGCCCUACUCGCCGGCCAAAAACGGCCACACCCCGUUGCACAUCGCUUCGAAGAAGAACCAAAUGGAUAUUGCAAAUACUCUUCUGGAGUACAAGGCGGACGCCAAUGCGGAAAGCAAGACAGGUUUCGCCCCGCUGCAUCUCAGUGCCCAGGAAGGUCACCGGGAUAUGUCUAAACUACUCCUGGAUAACGGCGCCAACCCGAACCAUGCCGCCAAGAAUGGGCUGACACCGCUGCACUUGUGCGCCCAGGAAGAUCACACUGAGAUCGCCAAGGUUCUUCUGGAUCACGGUGCCAAUGUUGAACCGGCAACGAAAACCGGCUUCACGCCAUUGCACGUGGGUGCUCACUUCGGUCAGAUCAACAUCGUCAAGUUCCUGCUGGAGAACGAUGCCAACAUCGAAAUGAAGACCAAUAUUGGUCACACGCCGUUGCAUCAAGCGGCACAGCAGGGCCACACCCUGAUAAUCAACUUGCUGUUGAAGAACAAAGCCAAUCCGGAGGCGGUGUCCAACAAUGGACAGACUGCGUUGUCGAUCGCCGAUAAGUUGGGAUACAUUACCGUCGUGGAGACGCUGAAGGUCGUAACGGAAACCAGCGUCACGCAAACGGUGGACGAGAAGUUCAAGAUUGUCGCUCCGGAAACCAUCCACGAAACGUUCAUGUCGGACUCGGAAGAUGAAGGCGGAACAGACGACACCAACCUGCCGACGACCACCGAAACCGCCAAUCUCCUGAGCCAGACCCAACAGUCGUGCAGCAGUAGUGGUGUUAUCAAGUACUAUCAAUCGCAGAUGCGCUACACACGCGAAGAUCCGAUCAUGUCUGAUCAGCAGCAGUACAACUACAUGACGAGCGACGAGAACAAACCGUUCGACGACACCAACAUCACCAAUAUGAGCAUCGAUCCGAUGAAGGAUGAGAAGUACCUUGAGAAGAUCAUUUCCAAUGCCGAAAAGUACCCAUCGAUGACACCCAGGGAGAGCACUCCCAACCCGCUGGACAUUACCGUGACCGACAAUGUCAACAUCACCCGCAAGCCGAUCCACGUCGGAACACCGUGGUCAUCGACAAAUUCCGGCCGGAGUAACCCAUCGUUGUCGCUUGGUGGUCUAAAGGCGUCGUAUUGCGAAAAGAAAAACUUUGUUCCACUGUGUAGGGAAAGAUUCUUGGUAUCCUUCCUGGUUGAUGCCCGCGGUGGAGCUAUGCGUGGGUGCCGGCACAGUGGCGUCCGUGUCAUCGUUCCUCCCCGAUCAGCUGCCCAACCGACCAGGAUUACCUGUCGGUAUGUGAAACCACAACGAAUCACCAACGCUCCACCACUGAUGGAGGGUGAAGCUCUGGUCAGCCGGAUUCUGGAAUUGGCCCCGGUCGGUGCCAAGUUUUUGGGCCCGGUAAUUAUUGAAGUUCCUCACUUUGCCUCGCUGCGCGAGAAAGAACGUGAAAUCAUUAUUCUGCGGUCUGACAAUGGAGAGACCUGGCGAGAGCACACCCUGUACGACAGUGAAGAAGCCAUUCACGACGUGCUGAACGAUACAUUCAAGGGAGAUACCUUGAACCUAUUGGAAGACUUGCACACUAACAGAAUCACUCGUAUUCUGACGAACGAUUUCCCACACUAUUUUGCGAUCGUGUCUCGAAUCAGGCAGGAGGUACACGCCAUUGGACCAGAAGGUGGCACCGUUUCGGCCACAGCUGUUCCUCUGGUUCAGGCAAUCUUCCCACAGAACGCUCUGACCAAGAAGAUCCGCGUCGGCCUUCAGGCUCAACCAAUCGAUAUGAACACCACAGCGAAUCUGUUGGGUCGAAGCGUUGCGGUAUCUCCGGUGGUAACGGUUGAACCCAGACGGCGCAAGUUCCACAAAGCGAUUACUUUGAGUAUGCCUGCCCCGAAGGCGUACAACUCAGGAAUGAUCAACCAGUACUCGGGCAAUGCGCCGACCUUGAGAUUACUCUGCUCUAUCACCGGUGGACAGAACAAAGCCGUCUGGGAAGAUGUGACUGGGUCGACUCCGUUGACCUUCGUUAACGAUUGUGUUUCGUUCACAACGACGGUUUCGGCUCGCUUCUGGUUGAUGGACUGUCGGAACAUCAACGAGGCGACCAAGAUGGCCACCGACCUGUACUCGCAGAUGUCGCAUGUGCCAUUCAUGGUCAAGUUCGUCGUCUACGCCAAGCGAGUUGAUCAAAACGAAGCGAAGUUGAGCGUGUUCUGUAUGACCGAUGAUAAGGAAGAUAAGACCCUGGAGCAUCAAGAGCACUUUACGGAGAUCGCCAAGUCUCGUGAUGUGGAAGUUUGUGAAGGUCGUGUGGUUUAUCUCGAAUUCGCCGGCAAUAUCAUUCCGGUCAUGAAGACCGGCGAGCAGCUUUCAAUACAGUUCAACGCGUUCAAGGAAAAUCGGCUUACGUUCACUGUCAAGAUCAAGAGCACUCUGGACGAACUUCUUGGUCGCAUUUCGUUCAUGAACGAACCCAAAGUGGCCAAGGGUGAACCAACCCCUACCCCCUUGUGCACCCUAAGCUUCACAUUGCCUCCAGAGAAGUACGGACUCGGUGGAGAUGAGAUGGAGACAGGAUCCGAAUUCGAUCAGAGUUCCACGGAAAUUCUGAACUAUGACCAGCAAGCAAUUGUCAACGCUGCCAACCGAAGCAAAACGCUCAACUUCACGUUCCAGAACGGCGACGCCGGUAGUGAGAUUCACAAGGCCGACAUCAAAAUCACCGACAUUUGCAAUCUGCUGGGAUCGGAUUGGCCUCUGCUGGCAGAGGAACUACAGAUUUCACCGAGCGACGUAGAUCUCAUCAAGGCCGAGUACGAGAACGACGAAGCCCAGCAGGCAGUGGUAAUGCUGCGUUUGUGGUUGCGUCAAGCCGGCAAGGAUGCCACCGGAAACGUCCUCGAGCAAGCGCUUAUUAAAAUAAACCGGGCGGACAUAGUGAGCAAAUCGAUUACCAACAUGGAACUGGUGACGGACGAACGUGAGAAGAAGCUCGCGAAGCAACAACUCGGCUCGACCAACGGAAUUGACGAAGUGGAUCCGGUGAAAAUCAACGGGGUGCAAAGUUACGCGAUGGAGGAUUCAACCCACGAACCAGCGGAGGAGAAGCAAGAGCACGAAACCGACGAAAAAACGAGCAAGGAGCCAUCGACGUCUUCGUCGGCAGCGUCCUCGCCGGACAACACCGAAGCAAUCCAGCAAAUCCGCAGGGAAAGUGCAAUCUUGGGCAUUGCUUCCGAGAAGAAGGACGGCGAUCUGGCCACCCCGCCACCCAGUCCGGCCGAGUACGCAUUCCCAGCGGCUGCCCAACAGCAGCCGGCAGCAGUGAGUCAACAGGUCCCCGUAGAUGAUGUCGAGCAGCAGGUUGUUGCUGAGGAUGUUCAGGAGAUCAUCCAGGCUGCGAUCGCCGAACACGACACCACCGGGGACGACGAUGACGAGGAAGAAUACGAAGAAGGUGGUGACUCUACGGAUGACUUUGAACAGCUCGAUCUGGAAACGGACAAAAGUGGCAAGGUUCGGACGAUCAAGAAGCACUCCAAGGUCAACAUCAAGAUCAACAAACAGUUAGCCCACAGGCCGAACGUUGAAGACAUUGAGUGGGAAGUUACGCCCGUUGUCGCGAGUGAUGAUCAAGGCGAACAGCCGGAAGUGGUAACGAAAGAGAUCUCGUCGGUCAACUUGGAGGAUGUCUCCAACGAUCGAAGGUAUAGUUUAGAUAGAAUGGACCCCUCACCAGGUUCCCUGCGGGUGGACGCUGGCCGAAUGUUUGAAAAGUCCUUCUCGACACCGGGUGAAGGUGAACAGAAAACCGAGCAGAUUGUGAUCAUUUCCUCCGACAACAAUAUCUCCGAAGUGGCAGCGGAUUACUCCGGCGACAUAGAUGAGUUUAUUUUCGUACAAACGUCGCCGGAGAACUACGCCAAGAUGGAGAAGGAUCAGAACACCACCGACGAGGACGACAACAGCAAUUUGGUGAUCAUCACCGAGGAGCACUACGACUACGAAAUGGAAGACGAUCGACGAUCGAGUGUGAUCGAUCAGUCCCCGCAGGACGACGAUGAUGAUUCCCCGCAGAAGUUCAUCGUCGGAGGUAGUAGCUCGGAAAGUGACGAAGAUCGGAUCGUCGGUGGUGAGGGAAGAGAUCUAGCACCGGAUCAACCGGUCGGAUCCAAUUGUCCUACUCCGUCCAUAACGGUUACGCAGCCCGGAGCCACCAGCGCAACCGGCGUAGCAAGUUAUUCCAGUCGAACAGGUGGUUCAUCCAGUGGAUCGGACGUAGCUCUGCAUGAAACUGGCGGCGAGCUGAGUGAUGACGACGAAACAGGUAAAGUCAUCUCUGUCCAGCAAAAGUGCGAUUCAGCCGCCGUUGACACCGCAGUUACUUCCGAAAGCGCACCAAUUUUAGUAGAAAGCGUCGAUAGAUCGGACAGUUGUGUUACUGAAACGCAACCCGUCGAAUCAGAAGUCAAACCUCAGGAACCCCACAUGAUAAUCGUUACUGAGGCCGAUGCCAUCGACGACAGUGCGGAACCACACUCGGAAUCGAAAUCGGUCGUAUCUACUUCCGGUGGCGAUGGCGACGAUUCACAAGGCCUGAUUGACAUUGAAGCUAUCAAUUGUGAAACCCUAUUGGAUGACGACCAACAGGCGGCUUUCGGCUCCGAAACGGACAUUUUAGUACCGAUCAAAACCACUAACGAUUCAAACUUCUGCGAUCUGACUGCUGACGGUGAUGGGAUCAGUUCCGAGCAAGUGGUGACGGUCAUUCCGAAUAACUCUUCAGACGAGAGCAACUUCACUGAUGAUAAGAACUACCUAGUGCAGAAUACCGACCAGGUGACAGGUGUGGAACCCAGUGAACCACCGGCGGACGAGCGCUUGCCCACUGCGGACAGCCGAACGGAAAGCAACACCAUUGUGGACGAAACGGAAGAUGGCACCGUGAGAACGACGGUAAUCACAACGACCACCACCACCAUCAACGCCACCUCGGACGACCUGCCGGAGGAUCUGCAGAGGCAAUUGCUGGAGCAAAUGCAACUCGCCGCAGCCAACUCUUCCGGCCAGAACGGAUCAAAUACGGUGGUGACGACCGUGACCACGACCAGCAGCGAAGACGCCGACACGGAACCCGGUUCCCCGAACCACACGACGACCACCACCACCAAGACCACAACCAACACCAUUACCCUCACCUCGACCGAUGCCGAUUUCCCCGAGGACGAACUGCUCCAAAAGAUCACCACCACUACGCAGCUUCUGCAGCAAUCCAGUGCACCGGAAGUAGUUAAGGAAAUCCGAACCGUCACCGUGACGGAGGGCGUGGACGGGAAACCGGACGCCAAACCCUCCAUCAACACGAUCGUCGAUGAGUUCAUGAACGAAGAGCGUAGGAAUUAAGUUCAUCGUGAAAUAGGUAUGUAAGUAGAUUUAGAGACGCGGGCCGCUUUUGCUAAUAUGUGUAGUUGAUCCACGAAUCCCCGUUUUUCGCGCCUUCGAGCGGCUAGCUUUGUAUAAAAUUCUGAUAAGGAUAAUGUUCAAUAGUUUAUCGUGGCCAAAAAUUGCGCGGAAAGGUCGAAGUUGGAAUCGCGAUGGCGUUUUAACCACCCCUUUUUUGAAGCUAGGUUAUUCCGUUGAGGGUUUCAUAACUUUUUAAUUGUGUAUUUAGCGUGUUUUAAUUAUGCGUAGAAAGCGUUUUGCUGGCAUCAGAUCUACUAAGUUUUUUAGUAGGAGUAUUAGCUAAGUCUCAGUGAUGACCAUCGCGUCAGCCCCUUAAUUUUCGGUGCCUAUAUUUUCCAAGCUUGAUUGGAUAUGAAAGGGAUGAAGAGCUGACGAUUAACAGGCCCAAUAUGCUGCUCUCGUGCUGAACUCUCGCGGCGCCACAUCCACUGCAAGUGGCUGAGUUGGCAAACGAGAGUUGUAAAACAAAAAUUUACGCAAAACGUAGGAUUGUGACGAACAGAGAGAAGAUUAUUUAUUUUGCUAACAUUUAUUAAUGUCGUCCUUGUAAAGUUUAAAUCUAGAGAGGUGCUCUGCCGUCUGGCAAAGGCUCCGUUUCAUAUUUUGAUAUUAUCGAUGUGUGGACAUUAUUAAAUUAUAUUAUAUUCGAGAGAUACUACAUAAAGAGAAUAUGUAAAACCCUACCUGGAAGAUUGAGUCGUUGGAAAUACAAAACUGGAAGUUAAUCCGCAGCGCAAAACAACUGAAAAUAUUAUAUGAAAAUUAGAAAGCUAUUUAACGUUAAUGUGGCACAUUUAUCUACUAAAACUGUAAAAUCAAUGGAAAAGUGCAAAUCGCAGCUAAUAACAAAUGUAAAACAAAAUAACUCUUACAGUGAAAUGAAAGUACAUGCAAGCAACAAUAUAUCAAAUCAACUCAAUGGAAGAUUACAUAGAUUAUUACAAAGAUUGAAACUAAUUCGAUAAAUCAAGAAGUAGAUUAUAGCAUUUUUCCUCAUUUCUGAUUACCAGUUUAGAAAAAAAAAUCACAACUCAGUAACAAAGUAACGUAGAUGUCACUACUAUAAAAACAGUAUUUUAAGAAAUUUUUUUUCUUGUUUCCAACGUUGUUUUAUUCUUUUUGUGUGACUAUUUAUUGAUUCGAUCUACCACAGUUAGCGCCUAGUUUAUUUCUAUUGUUUGUGUUUUUAGCUGUACCUAAUUUAAGUAACUAUUUUCAGUCAUUUGUUUGUUAUCAAUUUAUGAUUUAUUGUUUUUAACUCACAACCACACACACAAACUUUGACAGCUUCGACAGGCUUCUACAAAGGCCAGUUCAAUAAAUACACCCGUCCUAUCACAAACGUAGGCAUCUAGUUUUUAUCGAUAUAGUCCUUUUCAAAGUUAUCAUCAUUACCAUUAUGAAUUGAGACAAAAUCUUCCUUCCAAAAACAAAACCUACAUCUAAUAAUUGAACAUGCAUUAAAAUCGUCUCCAGCGAACUAUUUAUAACUAUAUAUGUAUUUAUCGUGCUUGUUGAAAAGAAUAUAUUCAGAAACACAAAUACACAUACAUUGAUAGAGGUGUGUUCUGAAACAAGAAGCAAACAAACAACAAACAAAACGAAUCAAUGGUGAGGUUCAUAUCCCUAUGAAAAGAGGAUUUAUUUACAAAAAAUGGAUGAUGAUGAUAAAUCUAUCUAAGAAUUAAAAAAAAAAAACGAAUGAGAAUCACAAACACACACAUAGAAAUUAGAGGUAGUGUAAAGUAUAAUGAAUCAGAACUCAUACAUGCAAUACGUUUGUAAGAAAUACGCAAAACAAUGAACGUAACACUUUGCAAUAUAAUCUGUGCGUCCUAUCAACCAACAACCAACUGCAAACGCAAGUUCUACUUACCUGUUUGACCCGCUGCUGACAGUAAAAAUCGUUGUAGAAUGCAAUCACGCAUUGAAGAUAAUUAUUAUUGACGAGGCAAAUAAUGAUCAAAUCACUACCUACCUAUUAUUAGAAAGAGUCACAAAAAAAGAGAGAAAUCAAACUCUAUCGCGUGAGAAAGUGAGUGAAAACGCCGAGAAAGAUGCCGAAAGAGCAUCUUUCGAAAAACAAACAUAAUGAUGAUCACAGAUGGAAAUUUAAAGAUUUAAAUAAAUUUAAUCAUGCUGAA